Molecule: messenger RNA, 1922 nt
Organism: Moneuplotes crassus
Lineage: Eukaryota; Ciliophora; Spirotrichea; Euplotida; Euplotidae
Source: the annotation of a GenBank genome assembly
UUAAAGAUAUGGAACCUAUUGAUUUAAAUGAACAUCCUUUGUUCAAAAUGGGACCUAUGGUUGAAGUAUUCAGCUACUUCGGAUACCUCCAUGAAGCCAUCCAUCUUGGCCUCCUCCUCAACAGACAAACCAACUGCAACACUGCCAAGUGGAUCAACGGCCUUGCCCAGAAAUGCUCCAAAGUCACCAUCUAUCUCAGACCUGGUGACUCAGCCAGACUCACAGGCUUGAAAGACCAUGUCCGAGACCUUGCGUUCUACCAGCUCGACGUCGAACUUAGAUACAGAGCUGAAGCCUCUGCUUUUGCCGAAGUCUGAGAAGCUGUUCUGGACUCCAUUGAGAAGCCCAAACAAGCCGACCCAGACGACAUCGUUACAGGCCUCCGUCCGAAGUGAUGUUUGAACAUUUCAAGGAUCCACUGAGCCACUUUGAAAGCAGAUCAGAAACUCGUCGGGUGAUUGCAAGCACUGUGACCCCAAAUAUUUGAAGACCAACACACAGUUGUGAGGCUGCCCAUUGUGGUCGACAUUACACAUGCUGGAGCCGACGAAGUUGACGACAUGCUGAGCACAAUGACUGAGCACUCGCUGAAAUAUCACUUUGACUUCAACGUGUUGUACUUGAAGUCUGACGAAUGCAUCGACAUGCACACACUCAGUCAGCAGCCAAGCAUCACAGACCACGUGGCUUGCUUAGACUUGAUGGCGCUGCCUAAGUCUGACUCGUUCGUCAGUGUGAUGGCCAGCUCGAAGCCUGACUUCGGAGCACUCACAUUGCUCAGUGUGCAGCACGACUUCGACAUGCUUGGACUGCUCAUUGGCGAUCUUAUCACAAUAUCGGAUAGUGUUGGAGCCGAGUGGUGUCCUCGGCUCAGGAGUAUCGUUGCCAUGAACUCGCAGCACAACUUUGUGACUCAGUGAGAUCAGCAGCACAAACUGUAUUCGACAGCUGGGCGCCAUGCAGGCACCAUAUUCACUGGGGACCCUACCGACUCGUUCGAGUUCACUGUGGCACACUCUCUGGCAUUGUGUGUUGAUGGCAAGCACUUCAGCGUGAGUCUGGGGCCAGAAGCCAGGGUUGCAGGCACCCAAUUACUUGGACUUACCAGUCAGUUUGUGUUUGUGAAAGCUGACGGCAUGUUUGAGUACACCAGAGGCUCAUCGAUUUGAGAAGUUGAAGGGCCUGCAGGUUCGAUUGAGAGUGAAUGAGACUACAUUCAGAUACCGCUUAUGAACUUAUGAGAGACAGUGUUUAAGAACAACUCAGGAGAGAACACCAAUCUAGAAGUGUAUGCUACUCUGCUAUUAAAGCUUAAUGAAGUUAACCCAGCUUGUUAUAACAGUCUGAGCUUAGAGAGAUUCAUGCCACAAAAAUUAUUCAGUCAGCUUAUGAAUUUGCAAUGCAUUACUGGCUAUUAUUGUAAUCAGGAUUUUGCCAAUAGUGUAGCUCCAGAUAAUACAAAAUAUAUCAGAAAAAUAACAGCAGACAUGUCUCUUGACUCAUUAGCUGACUUCUCCAAACUAAUCAAUGGUGCUAAGAUAUUUGAAGUCUUCGAUGGAGCAUUCCGAUUGGAAAAGCAGAACCCAGAUGACGAAACCGAGCUGCUUAGCCUGUUUAGCCGAGCCACUAAGUCUCCUCCAAAAUCCUCCUUCCACUCAAUGUUUUCAUAUGUCAUGCCUAAGAUCUUGGGACCUCCAGAAUCCACCGACUCAAGCCUCAGAUACAUAAACCUCUUCACUUGGGCGAGGCGUACAAGACGAGACUUAAAAAAACUGAAAUCCAAAAUCUACGAAGUCCAGGACUCGAACAAGGCGCUGACCUACUUCAGCUUUACCUUUUUCCUCCCUAAGUUCUGCAGCAAAGACCCUGAAAGAAUUGUGGAUCCUCCCGAAUGGUACCAGCGAAGAGAAAUAAGUCUCUAA